This is a messenger RNA of Malania oleifera, 5738 nucleotides long. Its product is annotated as sister chromatid cohesion protein PDS5 homolog A. NCBI's taxonomy places the organism in Eukaryota, Viridiplantae, Streptophyta, Magnoliopsida, Santalales, Ximeniaceae. The record is from RefSeq and is a predicted model, not a curated record. The transcript has 33 exons. Bases 192 to 5279 code for a protein of 1695 amino acids. Gene Ontology annotation, cellular component: chromatin; nucleus. Gene Ontology annotation, biological process: DNA repair; mitotic sister chromatid cohesion.
AAUGAAAGGUGUUUCGUUGUAAUUUCACUUACAUUUGGAGCUUGUUUCGCCUCAGCUAAUGGAAAAACGAAAGCCUCAAUAUAGAGAGAGAAACCACGAGAGAGAGUGUGGUGAGGCAGAAACCCUCUUUGCUCCUUUGAUAUCGAGCUGAUGGUGUGGUGAGAGAGCAGCGAGUUCGCAGAGAUCUAGAUAUGGCGCAAAAGCUUCAGCAGCAGCUGAAGGAGGUUGGAUCCAAGCUCGAGAGCCCUCCCUCAUCCAAAGACGCGCUCAUCAAGCUCUUGAAGCAAGCUACAAAUUUUCUCUCUGAACUGGAUCAAUCACCAUCAGAGUCAUUGUUGGAAUCAAUGCAGCCCUUUCUAGGUGCAAUUGUUAGGCCGGAACUGCUGAAGCAUCAAGAUAGGGAUAUUAAACUUCUGGUGGCAACGUGCGUUUGUGAGAUUACCAGGAUUACAGCUCCUGAAGCUCCUUAUAGUGAUGAUGUUUUAAAGGACAUCUUCCGAUUGAUUGUAAGCACUUUCAGUGGAUUAAGUGACACCAGUGGUUCAUCGUUUAGCAGGAGAGUUUUCAUCUUAGAGACUCUUGCAAGAUAUAGGUCUUGUGUUGUGAUGUUGGAUCUUGGAUCCAAUGAUCUUGUGAAUGAAAUGUUCAGCACUUUUUUCGCUGUUGCCAGUGAUGAUCAUCCAGAAAAUGUUCUGACUUCAAUGCAAACAAUCAUGGUGGUUCUCUUAGAAGAGAGUGAGGAUAUUCCUGAGGACCUUUUGAUCGUUUUACUGUCUGUUUUGGGUCGCAGUAAAAAUGGUUUUAGUACUGCUGCAAGGAGGAUUGCUAUGAAUAUUAUACAGAAUUGUGCUGUAAAACUUGAACCUGGAAUAAAGCAGUUUCUUAUCUCAUCAAUAUCUGGAGAUAUCAGGGCUUUGAGUAGUCAAAUUAAUUACCAUGAAGUCAUCUAUGAUAUUUAUAGCUGUGCUCCUCAGAUCCUCUCAGGUGUCAUCCCUUAUUUAACAGGAGAGUUGCUGGCAGAUCAGUUAGAGACUCGUUUGAAAGCAGUGAGGUUAGUUGGAGAUCUUUUUGCUCUGCCAGGUUCUACUGUCUUUGAAGCAUUUCAGCCAAUAUUUUCUGAGUUUCUGAAGAGGUUGACUGAUAGAGUAGUUGAAGUUCGAAUGUCUGUCCUGGAACAUGUCAAUAUCUGUCUGCUGUCAAACCCAUUUAGAGCUGAAGCUCCUCAAAUCAUCUCUACCCUCUGUGAUCGCCUUUUGGACUAUGAUGAGAAUGUCCGUAAACAAGUUGUUGCUGUAGUUUGCGAUGUCGCAUGUCAUUCUCCGACUUCAAUUCCAGUUGAAACUAUAAAACUUGUUGCAGAACGCCUUCGAGACAAAUCUCUAAUCGUUAAAAAGUAUACAAUGGAGAGGCUGGCUGAGAUAUAUAAGCAUUCUUGUUUGAGUUGUUCAGAUGGUCCAGUCAAACCCUGUAAAUUUGAUUGGAUUCCGGGAAAGAUUUUGAGAUGCUUAUAUGACAAAGAUUUUAGAUCAUAUACAAUUGAAUCAUUCCUGUGCGGAUCAUUGUUCCCUACAGAGUUCUCAAUAAAAGAUAAGGUUGAACAGUGGGUAAGACUCUUUUCAGGAUUUGACAAAGUUGAGAAUAAGGCUCUUGAGAAGAUACUCGAGCAGAAGCAAAGGUUGCAACAAGAGAUGCAGAGAUAUCUCUCUCUUCGGCAGAUGUAUCAGGGCAGUGAUUCUCCUGAGUUGCACAAAAAAGUUCUCUUGUACUUCCGAAUUAUGUCUCGUUGUUUUUGCGACUCGGUAAAGGCUGAGGAGAACUUUCAGAUUCUUGAUCAGUUAAAAGACACUAGUGUCUGGAAGAUUUUAACGUCUCUACUUGAUCCAAAGACUGGCUUUGUUCAAGCUUGUCGUUUUCGGGAUGAUUUGCUUAGGAUCCUUGGUGAGCAACAUCAGCUCUACGAUUUUCUGAGCUCCCUCUCAAUGAAGUGUUCAUAUUUACUUUUCAACAAGGAGCAUGUAGAAGAACUUCUUCUUGCGGUUACCAGACAUAAAUUGGCUGGAAGUGCACAAUUUACCCUAUCUUGCAUGAAUUUACUUGUGAUUCUUGCGCGCUUCAGUCCAUUGCUGUUCAGUGGGGCUGAGGAUGAUUUAGUACAGCUCCUUAAAGAUGACACUGAAGUAAUAAAAGAAGGCGUUCUGCAUGUUUUAGCGAAGGCUGGUGGAAGCAUUCGAGAGCAACUGGGGGCAUCCUCUAGUUCAGUAGAACUCAUUUUGGAAAGGAUAUGCCUAGAGGGCAGCCGAAGGCAGGCCAAGUAUGCUGUACAUGCCCUGGCCGCAAUAACAAAGGAUGGUGGGCUUAAGUCGCUCUCUGUUUUGUACAAGAGGCUUGUGGAUAUGCUGGAGGAGAAGACAAAUUUGCCAUCUGUGCUGCAGUCUCUGGGGUGCAUAGCACAGACUGCAAUGCCUGUUUUUGAAACUAGAGAGAGUGAAAUUGAAGGGUUUAUAAAAAGAAAAAUUCUAGAAUGCAGUCAUAGGGUGGAAGACAAUAAAAGACAAAGUUGGGAUGACAGAAGUGAACUUUGUUCAUUGAAGAUAUUUGGUAUUAAAAUGUUGGUCAAGAGCUACUUGCCUGUUAAAGAUGCUCAUCUUCGUCGUGGCAUUCAUAAACUUUUGGGAAUUCUUAAAGACACAUUGUCUUUUGGUGAGAUCUCAAAAGAUAUAGAAUCAAGUUCAGUUGAUAAGGACCAUUUGAGGCUUGCCUCAGCAAAGGCCAUUCUUAGACUUUCGAGGCAUUGGGAUCAUAAGAUACCUGUUGAUGUCUUUUAUUUAACUCUAAGAAUAUCAGAGACCAAUUUUCCUCAAGCUAAGAAAUCAUUCCUAAUCAAAGUCCAUCAGUAUAUAAAGGACCGGCUUUUGGAUCCAAGAUACGCUUGUGUCUUUCUGUUUAGCUCAAUUGGAUCUCAUCCACUAGAGAUUGAAGAGGACAAACAGAACUUAGCUGACAUUAUUCUUAUGUGUCAGCAAGCAAAGGCACGACAGCUUCCUAUGCCAUCUGAUGCAAAAUCCCAGAUGGCUUAUCCAGAAUACCUUCUCCCAUACAUUAUCCAUGCUCUUGCUCACCAUUCUUCAUGCCCUAAUGUUGAGGAAUGCAAGGACGUUAAAGCUUUUGAAUUAACAUACAGGCGGCUGCACUUAUUUCUUUCUAUGCUGAUGCAUGGGGAUGAAGAUGGAAAGUCAGAAGCAAGUACCAACAAGGAAAAGGAAACCAUUUCUACCAUUAUUUCUGUCCUACAAAGCAUCAAGCGCUCAGAAGAUGUGACUGACACAGCAAAGUCCAAGGACUCUCAUGCGAUUUGUGACCUUGGUCUGUCUAUCACCAAGCGCUUGGCUGGAAAACACAAUGAUCUUCAAGGCUUGAUUGCACCUGUCUCUCUGCCUCAAAUGCUUUACAAACCUUGUGAGAAGAAAGAGGGUGAUGACACACUGGUCAGCGAAGUGAUGACAUGGUUAGCUGAUGAGAGUGUCUUGACCCACUUUGAGUCACUGAAGUUAGAAACUAAUGAAAAAGUCCAGCCGGAUGGGGUUAUGGAUGAAGUUUUGAAAGACAGUGAAGGAGAUGGAAAUGAUGUGCCUCUAGGUAAAAUGUUAAAACGUUUAAAAUCUCAGGGAAUCAGGGGGAAAAAAUUGGUGAAGAAAAGGUCUUCUCCAGCUGAAGCCAAUAAUGCAGUGAAUGAUGUUGAUAUCUUGAAAAUGGUGCGGGAAAUAAAUUUGGAUAAUCUGGGGAUAUCUAGUAAGUUUGAAUCAACAAAUGGUCAUGAAAGAUUUCUAAGUAAAAGAAAAAUUGAUGAAAAACAUCCCAAAAGGAAAAGAGAAAAAGCUAGUGAUGCAACAUCUAUUCCGGUGCCCAAACGCCGAAGGUCAUCAUCUGGUCAAGGUGUUCACAAAUUUUCUCACCCAAGGAGAAAUUCAGAGGGUUUGGUACGAACUUCAACUAAAACUCUGCCUCAAGCUGCAGUGCUUUUGUCUCGAUCCACAGAAAAGGAAUCUGAACUCCUAACUGAAACAGGAGAUAAAACGUUUAUGCAGGAGAGAGUGGCUGAACCUGCUGAGUCAGACUUGUUGGUAUCAUGCUUCCUUAGGAACUCAAAUUUCUCAUCAAAACAUGAAGACAAAGGCUUUAAUAGGACUUAUGACAAUGAGACCUCUAAAGUUGGAGAGACCGAUGACUAUGAUUUGAAGAAGCCUGUUGUGACACUGGAGACCAAUAAGACUAAAGCAGCUACUAAUCUCAAGGCUUCCAUGGUGUCUGUCAAGAAACGAAAGCGAAGAAGCAUCGCGGGAUUGGCAAAGUGCACAUUGAAGGAAGCUGGAAGUCAUACGACUGACUUGGUUGAUUGCAGAAUAAAAGUUUGGUGGCCAUUAGAUAAGCAGUUCUAUGAAGGGGUGGUGAAGUCGUAUGACCCUGAAAAAAAGAAACAUGUGGUACUUUAUGAUGAUGGAGAUGUGGAAGUGCUCCGAUUAGAAAAGGAGCAAUGGGAACUUAUUGACAAUGGUUGGGAGCCUGCCAAGGUCUUAAAUUUUCAGAUGUUAAAUUCUUUGAAAAGCCACCCUUCUAAACAAAUAUCACUUGAGCAGGAAAAUAAAUUUUUUGGUUGUUCAGAACAGAAUAAGAACUCAAAUAAGAUGGUAAGGGGAAAAAGAACUCUUAGAAAAAAUUUGAAGCAUCGUGGAAGAAGGGUAUUAGAGAGAGGAGCUACUAUUCAAUUUAGUGAAGCUGAGAGCAGGGAUGCUGCAACAUGCAAAGUUGAUGAUUUUAACUCAGGUGAUUCAAAAGGGGAACAGAUUGGAAGAAUGGAAGAGUGUCUAACAGGUGAGGAGGUUUUGGAGGAAGAAAAAUUAGUUCCUGAAAGGAAACAGUUGGCAGAUACUGAAAAGAGCCCUAUGGAUGGACCUAUAGAACAUAGAAAACCUUCUUCUGACAGGGAACAGGUUGAAGAUACUGUAGUAGGUAUCCCUGGAAAUGCUAAGGACCCCAUUGUAGAAGUUAAAUCUCAUUCGGAGCAGGAAGUUCCAGAUAAAUCAAGGGAAGACUCUGGAGACGAAGCAGAUAAAGAACAAUCAUCUAUCUCCAAAGGGAAUCAAGCUGAUGAUGCUGAAAACAGUCCUGAUCCAAAUGAAUCAGGGGAGAGAACUUCAGAUUCUUCCGAUUCCCAUGAUGCGGAAGUUUCUGACAAUGAGCCUCUUGGUGUGUGGAAGCGUCGGGUAAGGAGAUCAGAUUGAGGCAUCUAGGAAAGGAUAGCAGUGAAGAGGUCAGUUACUAUGAUAUACCGUAUCCAAAAAUAAUUACACCACUGUAGUAUACUAUCUUCGUGAAUUCCAGUGCCCAUUUUAAUCAUGUAGUCUACUUAAGGUUAGGAUUAUAUAUCUAUUUAGCCCAGUUACACAAAUAAGAAACUGUACGGAGAAGUUGCCAUUUGGCAGCAUGUCAUAUGUAAGAUUAAUAGAAGGCAGUGGCACAAUUAUGUUGAUUUCAUCCUGUAUCUGGGCACUGGUGUAUGGAGGGUUGGGGGUUGCGGUGGGAUUAGAUUUCUAUGUAGCCUCUUGUACAGUUAUACAUGACGUAUGCUGUAAGGCAACCUGGGUUCCUUCUGCUUUUUGCGUUCAACUUGUUAGCUUUCUUAUGUGUAAAUCUUCACCUAUUUAAGUGAUUCUCCUGCGCUGGUCCAUGUGGUUUUGCUA